Messenger RNA from Opisthorchis viverrini, 249 nucleotides. RefSeq lists its product as hypothetical. Lineage: Eukaryota; Metazoa; Platyhelminthes; Trematoda; Opisthorchiida; Opisthorchiidae. The annotation marks the transcript as partial. The transcript has a single exon. The record is from RefSeq and is a predicted model, not a curated record.
AUGUGCGAACAUGCAACAGUGGACUCGCCGGCGGAGAGCACCUGCGCAAUCGUGGAACUGGACGAAGACCAGCCACUUAGUAGAACGGCGCAUUCAAAACCAUCGACGGUGUUGGCACCGACAGUUAGGCGUCUUCGGCGAACUUCUCUGUUCUCCCCAGGUUGCAUUGUCCACAGAUGGUCCUCAGGUGCACCUCUGGAGGAUGAUCCAGUACCGGUGGAUAAAAUAUGGCAACUCAACGAUAUAUAG